AUGAAAAACAGGCCGCAGAUACCGCCUACGAUAUCAGGUCAUGGGCACAACUUUCGUUUCUUUUCUUUCAUUCUUUUCUUUUUCUUUUUUUUCUUCCACUCCUCCUUGCGUUUAAUUCUUACUCACUUUGCAUUUGGCUACCUUCUCCUUAGCUGCCUUCACAAAUGGGGCUCUCCACUCAUUCCUUUACAUACAUCUAUCUAUGUAUCUAUCUAUCUAUCUAUCUAUCACAGUUCCUUUACAUCUAUCUAUCUAUCUAUCUAUCUAUCUAUCUAUCUAUCUAUCUAUCACAGUUCCUUUACAUCUAUCUAUCUAUCUAUCUAUCUAUCUAUCUAUCUAUCUAUCUCAAUUCCUUUACAUCUAUCUAGCAUGAAAUUGGAACUAACGAUAACUUAUUUUCUUUUUUUCUUUAUUUCUUGCCUUUCUUUUUCUUUUACUCUUUCUUUUACGCCUUCAUUUUCUCUUUAUUUUCCUCGUUCUUUUUCUUUUUCUUUUUAUUUCUUUUUCCUUUUUUCUUUGUUUCAUUUUUCUAUCUUUUUUUCUUUUUCUUCUUUCUUCUUUUUCUUUACAUACUCUCAUUUUCAUCACUCAUUAAUUUCCUUCCUUUUUUUCUCUUCUCAUAAGUUUAAUUUUAAUUUAAUUUUCUUUCUUUCCUUCUCUUUCUUUUUCUUUCUUUAUUCCUUUCUUUUUUUUUUUACUGUUCCUUUUUUUUUUUAUCUUUCGUUUUUUUCUAUCUUUCUUUUUACAUUCUUUCUUCUCUCAUUUUUCUUUUGUCUUCAUUUUCCUUCUUUCUUCAUUUUUCUUUUUUCUUCUUUCUUCUUUUUAAUGUCCUUCCUAUUUUUACUUCUGUUUUCAUUUAUUUCACAUUUUCCUUCCCUCUUGCUCAUUCUUUUACUUUUUCAUACAGCCUUCAUUUUUCUUUUUCUUUUACAUUACUUUUUCUUUUCUUUUAGAAUAAAUACUUCCGGUCUUUUAAUCUGUAAAUUUUUUGCAUCUUCAUUUCCCCCUCUUUUUUUUUCUUUCUUUCUUUCUUUCUUUCUUUCUUUCUUUCUUUCUUUCUUUCUUAUUACUUUUUUCUUUUACUUUCUAUUCAAUUCUAAAUACUUUACUGUUUACUUCUUUUUUAUCACACUUUUUGCUUUUUUAUUUGCUUCCCACAAAUCAUGCAUAUUUACUCUCAUUCUCUGCACUCAAUUCCUUUCUUUGCACCUCUCCAAAAUUUUCUCAAAUCCUUAUUCUCGCCGCCUUACUGCGAGAUAUUAA
Molecule: messenger RNA, 1263 nt
Organism: Acanthosepion pharaonis
Lineage: Eukaryota; Metazoa; Mollusca; Cephalopoda; Sepiida; Sepiidae
Source: the annotation of a GenBank genome assembly